UGGGCCUGGCCCUGCGUGUUGUCAGUUCUGAAAUGGUGGCCGUAGCAGGAGGUCCCUCUCGACCGCCAUCAUCGCGACCGUUUCCGCAUUCUUGUGGUUGUGAUGUUGCCUCAUCAAUGAGGAGGGAAAGGGUGUGAGGGAUUAAAAAAAAUAAGAGAAAAGAAAGCAACAAGGAAGGCGUGAAUGACUUUGAGAUGUAAAGUCGUGUGUGUGUUUUCAUAUAUAUACAAUCCAGUGAGGUCACAGAGGACCUUUUUUAAUAUGCACGCUCGUGUCCAGUGAUUGUUUUCGGUGGCUUUUAUAUAUAUAUAAAUAAAUAUAAAUACAUAUAGUUGUGUAACAGGGUCAUCCUGAGCAAAUAAGGAAAUGGUGCUCGUUAGUGAGACGAGAUCUAAGAUACGGCAGAGACGCUGAAUCGCUAAAUAGUGUAACCUCGAUCCGGGAGGAGAAAUCUGACGGGGGGGAAGAAGUGCGUCUCGGGUUGUCAAUGAGACCUUCUCCUGAGGGAGUUGUUUGUUUGUGGUCUUUUCGAAGACUGGCAUCAUGCCAUGGAAUUGAAGUCGCUGGAGUGCCGUACUGGAAUGAACCAUUUUUAGGAUGCUGGACUUGAGCUGGAAUUAACUAUUUUUAUUUCAAGUAAAUCCCGCCCCUUCUCGCCAACGAUGGCUAGUCGGUUAGUUUGGCUACUUGUCGUACUUGGAUUGGGUAACCGGUGUGCCUGUCACCGGCCUCGGCUUAACGUCACGGACGAAUUUGUGGUGGACAAUCGAACCGAUAAGAGGUUUUCCAUCCGCUGCGAGGGGACGGAGAAACUCUCCUGGAACUGGACUUCGUCGAUUCAACCUACGGACGAAAUCUUGAACAUAUCAGACGAGUUCCAUGGAAGCACGGAUUUUCCCUACGUCUCGACGUUGACUGUAACAGACCCAUACUCAGUGGACACGGGUUUCUAUCGUUGCCACUACAAGGAUGUGAAAGACUAUGUUCAGGAAGAAGACAAAGUUGCCAGUACCUAUGUUUAUGUAUAUGAUGGUGAGAAUGGGCUUGUUCCCAAUUACGAAACUUCGUUAGUGAUCACCACUGACAGAAAACUGGUCAUCGACUGUCGCCCUACGAUGCCAAACAUCACUGUUACUCUUUUGAAAGAUGGGUCUCAGGUUUCCAGCGACGACAGGCGCAUUGUCUUUGACCGUAGACAUGGAUAUUCCAUAACAAAUGUUAGAGUACAAGAUACUGGAUUCUACGAGUGCAAGCCUUCCAGUCAUGAUACUAAUUUGUUUCUCAAGGUGUCUGUUGACACUGCAGCCAGGGAGACAGGGCUAGCCAAACCAGUCAUUGACUGGGAUACCAGUCAACAUUUUGUCCUUGGGUAUGGCUUCACAAUCAACUGUUCAUUGCUGACAGAUACUGAAGUGGCGUUCCACUGGACGUCGCCCAAUGACGACACUAAGCCUACAAUAGCACCUCCAAUCCCAGUCAAGCGCCAGGAUAUCUCAUACAGAAUGAGCUCUCUUACUGUGUCUAAUGCUACUCUGGAGGACUCUGGCUAUUAUAAAUGUAAAGUAUCAGCUUCUGGGAUGGAACCUAAUGAAGAUAUGCGCAGAAUUGAUGUUCAAGGUGCUAUGGAUGCUUAUGCAAACAUCACAAGUAUUUCAACAAUACCGAUAAUGGAGACUGAUUAUCUCAAAUGGAAAGCUUUGGUUGUAGCAUUCCCCCCAGAUCCCCAGAUAAUUUAUCGUAACUACAAAGGAGAAGAAGUGAAGGAAUCAAGUAGGAUAACAACAGAACACCACAUUGGAGACGCUGUGUCUUGGCUUAAGAUCCAGAAUAUCUCGGCUGCUGAUUUUGGGAAUUACACCAUUGAAGCCAUCAUAGAACAUGAGGAAGUCAAUGAAUCCAAAACCAUUUUGAUUGAAGUUAAGAGCAAACCAUACCCAAAAAUCUCCCAGGUCCCUCAGUUCAUGGAGGAGGACAAAAAACUGAACGCCAUCUGUACAACAAUUGGGUUCCCCAUACCGAACGUGACGUGGAGUUUCCAGUCCUGCCCAGGAGGCUAUAAAAACUGCUUCAGUAGUUUUGAAGUCAUCGAGAUACCCGAGGCAGAACCAAGUGUUCUGCCACCUGGGAAUGUCAUCAUGUCGGAAGUCAGGUUUUCCCCAAAAGAAUCGGGCAUCCUGAGGUGUCAAGCCUUAAAUGAGUAUGGCUUAAAGAACUCAGAUUAUCCUCUCUCAAUCAGUGAUAUUGGAGGGAAUCUGGUUUUUCGCCUAUCCAGACAAGGCAUCGACAUUGAUUUCACAAAACGACAUAACUUGAUUGACAUUGUUGUUGAUGAUCCAUCAUUUAAGAUCAUGUGCGGUGCCACCAAAUUCUUUUACAGGACAGCAUCGCUGAAACUGCCAGGAAUCGCAGGUUUGGCAACUGUUAGCAACGAAACAAAAUAUUCUAGAAGGGAGUGGGUGGCGACGCCUAAAGUUACCAAAGACUUAGCUGGAAAAUAUCAGUGUUCAGCUGCCAGAAACAAUGACAGUGUUCCAAUUAUCAGGGAAGUCAUGAUCCGGGUACUCGACCAAGAGCGGGUAGCAUUCGUGAAAUCAAAUAUGCAUCCAGAUGGAAACGAAGUGGUAAUGACUGAACAUGAUACCUUGGAUUUGAACUGCACUGUCUCUGGUACUCCUACUCCAAAAAUUUCGUGGUUCAAGGAUGAUGCACCAUUGCUUCCUGAUUCUGACUUCUUCGACAAUGAAACAGUGUUCCUGAAAAACAACCAUCAGACAAUCCAUUUAAAGUAUGUGUUCAGGAACACGGGCGUCUACUCUUGCACUGCUGAAAAUCGACUGAAUAAGAUAACAGGAUAUCUUACUAUUGCUGCUCCUAGGCCAGGACUAUCUUCAGGAGCAAAAGCUGGGUUGGCAAUGGCUAUUAUAGGUAUUGUCUUUUUGGUGUUUGUUGUUCUGUACUUGGUCAAACGAGUCAAGAAUGAGAGGAAAUUCCGCAAGUCCUUCAGACAAAAUGAGCUCUACCUCUUUGAGAAAGGAAACAUUGGCCAGCUAAACCCAGACUGCACAGCUGAUGAACAGGCGGAACUUCUGCCGUAUGACCCAGCCUGGGAGGUGGAUAGAGCCAGCAUCAGAAUAGGCAAACAGUUAGGAGCUGGUGCCUUUGGACGCGUCGUGAAGGCUGUGGUGACGGGACUAGAGGAGGAUAGACCGCAGACAACAGUAGCUGUGAAGAUGUGCAAAAGCCAGGCUGAUCAGUCCCAGGUGAGAGCUCUGGCUCUCGAGCUCAAGAUCAUGAUUCACUUGGGAAAGCACCUGAAUAUCGUCAACCUUAUGGGAGCGAACACAGUUCACAUUGGCAAAGGUGAAUUGUGGAUUCUUGUUGAAUACUGUCGGUUUGGGAAUCUCUUGUCUUUCAUGCAACGCAACCGCAACAAGUUCAUCAACCAGAUAGAUCCUGUGACGGGGAAAAUAGAUUGUAUGAAAGUAACGCCAGAUGGCAUGACCCUGUUUUCACCUGGAUCACAGCAUAGCAGUUCGAGAGGCUUCCAACCAGGGGUGGUCACUGACUUUGAUGGUUAUUUGGCUCCAUCAGUGUCAAAGUUCAGUCUGGCGUCUCCCCCAUACAAAAGACAAAUUACCACCUCUCCUCCUGGGACACCAACUUCAGUGACUGGAUCUGUGAACGGGAUUCGACCACACGUCGACAACCCGAUGUACAACAUAGUUCUGCAGAGGUCCAUCAGCGAGCAUCCCGAUGGAGACUCAGCAGAGAGGAGCCAAUCUGGUGGGUCUGGGGAUGUUCAGAGACUGAAUUCCAUCACAAGUCUAGAGAGGGAAAGAAGGGACAGGAUGGAUUCAGUCACGCACUCUGAUGAGAGCAGCAAACAGAGGUUGAACUCUGUCUCACACUCCGAUUCUGGGUCUGCUGGGUAUUGCCAGGGACACAUCACCAAUACGGACAUGACAACUGUACCCCUGACUCUUUUGUCGCCUCUGUCUCCAACAGAUUCUAGUCAUGCAAGUGAUUUUGGAUUGGAUUCCAAAGGAAACCCAUUCAUCUAUGAUGCUGGUAUUGUCCCAGCAGUGACAGCCCCAUUCACCACAAGUGACCUAGUUUGCUGGGCUUGGCAAGUGGCACAGGGCAUGGACUACUUAAGCCAACGAAAGGUUCUUCAUGGGGACUUGGCUGCGAGAAAUCUCUUGCUUGCAGAUGACAAUGUCAUCAAAAUCAGUGACUUUGGUUUGUCCAGAGAAAUGUAUAAGAAGGACGUGUACAUGAAAAAGGGAGAUGACCUAAUGCCCAUUAAGUGGAUGGCCAUAGAAGCUAUUCGAGACCGGAUUUUCAGUGUGCAGAGUGAUGUUUGGGCUUAUGGUGUUGCGCUGUGGGAAAUCUUCACUCUUGGCUCAACACCCUAUCCAGGGAUAGAAGUGAACAAGGACUUCCUGAAGCUUAUCGAAGAAGGAUACCGCAUGGACAAGCCAAAAUGCGCAAACAUGGAAGUGUACGACAUUAUAAUGUCAUGUUGGGAGAGUGACCCUCGACUCAGACCAUCUUUUUCUCAGGCUGCUGAACAGUUAGGAAGUCUCAUGCUGCCGGAUCUCAAAGGGCAAUAUAUGGACAUGAAUGACCCUUAUCUACGGAUGAAUGAAGAGCGUUUCCGAGAGGGCACCGACUACUUGAACAUGCUGGCCAGUCCAAACUUUGACAACCUCAACAGAGAUGAUACUGCUGGGCUCCAUUAUGUCAAUGUUGGGGAAAUAUCAAAUGGCUCAAGGGACAGCAACUAUCUAGACAUGAAGUCACCAAACUCUGUAGGAUAUUCGCGUGUUGGCUUCAGUCCUGCCGUAGGGGAAGCACAAAGAACUUCCUCCUCUGCAACGUCAAAAUCUCACUAUCUUCCGAUGAGUGCUGGUCAAACAACCCCCAGUCCUCUUGCAGACGUGUUUAGUCCUCGUCCAAAUGAAGCGCCGAAAUUUACUUUCUCACCAAAUGCAUCUGAUAGACCUUUGCCUGGUAGACUCACAGACCUGCCUGAAGAAGAGGAAGUGGCUUCACAGACGCAACAAAGAGAAGGGGAUGGAGACAUGACAGAGAGGUCAUCACUCAUCAGCAACCUGUCAGCGAGUUCAUCGAGAGAUGAUGUGACAAGUGAUGAGAAACAAGAGAGUUCCCAUCCAUCUGAUGGGGUUGUUGCAGAUGACAGUGCCUUAUAUGUGAAUCUUCCGACGCAUGGUGUCGACUAUGCGAAUUUAUAGAAGUUGGUGAUGAGAAAAGUGUAUAUAUGUAAAUAUGAGCAAGUGUUCUAUGAUGUUUUUUAUUCUUUGUAAAUUUCUGUAUUGAUCAUUAAAGCAUAAAUUGACAGUGCUUUGGACUAAGGCAAAAUGAAGUAUGUAAUAUAAAUGAGUGUUCAGAAUUGCAGAAAUGUUCACAAAGGCAAAUAUGUAUUUUUGUUGCAGUGAUACAACACAUACUACUAUAUCCUUGAACUUAGACACUGGAAGUGCUUGUGUGUAUUCUUGCAUACUACAGAUUAUAAAAUUUCUACUGUAAAUAGUGAUCAAGAACUAUACAGGAAAACCACUUAUAUUGUCAUGUUUUGUGUCUUGUUAAAAUAUGGUCUUGUGAAGACCAUUUAGUGCCAGGUUUAUGACGUCUAUACGAAUUACUGUCUUACUUCUGGACAGGAGACUGUAAAGUCAUCAGUGUUUUCUUUUUGGAAUUCUGCCUCUGUAUAAUAUCUACAGAUGUCGACAAACUGAAAAAGUUAUUCUUUAAGGUAUGUAUGUAUGUAUCUUGAAUUGAAGUAUAUUGAAAGAUAAGAAAUAUUGGCAAGCAAGGUGGCUUGAAUUAUUAUGAUUAUUAUUAUUGUUAUUAAUCAAAAUAUGGACACAGUGCAUGUGAAGAAAAAGUCAUCAACUCUAUUGCAAUGAUUAUCUCAGGAAGAGCAAUGUGCUGUAAGAGAUGUUUAUCAGUGUUUUGGAGGAUAGCGAUAGAGUUCCUUUUGUUUGUUUCUUUUUUUUUUACUGCAAUACAUUUGUACUUGACAAGUGGUUUUAGUUUUUGAUGAGGUCUUGAGCUUGAACCCCCUCCCUCCUCCCCUAUCAUGCUGCCACUCCUACCAAUACUAGUAGUAAAAGUGUUACAUGGCUAGGAAAUUAUUUUCUUUUUCAUUUACCCAAAUGCUCGUUCUUGUAUUCCAGUGGCACCUUGUAUGGGGGUUAUCCAAUGAAGAUCUGGGUACCUAUACUCCUAUGAUAGUAUUACACAAUUCAUAAUUAGCCAAUAGCUUUAGAAAUUUAAUCUAUUCUGAAUGUUCUUGUGAUGGGAUGCAGCUGAAAUUGUUAAACUCCUGCAUUUUGGUUACAAAACAGACCUGGGUUAUGUUUUCCAGGCAAAGACGAUGAUUUCCUUUGUACUUUGUCCUAAAAGUAGGUAGUUUGAAGUGACAGAGAACAACUUGACUUCUCAUGUAACUUACCAGAGUGCAAUUAUUGUAGUAAGGUGUUUUAAGCGCUAAAAUCUCAUAUUUAAACAGUAAAACUGAGCUAGUUGCUGGUUUUUAGACGUGAUCCAUAGACUGAUUUUCACUUUUGAAUCUAAGCGUUAUUUUGUACAUGAAUUAUUUGUAUCAAGGUUGUGCAUUUACUAUAUCUUUUGACAGAGACCAGUAUGUAUACCAUAAAAUCAUUGUGACUUGAGAGAAUCUUUAAGUUCAUUUGUCUUCUGUCUAUCACAGCUUUUCUUGACAGCUUAGUUUAUAUUAGCUGUGAAUCAUGGUGUUUCAUGGAGGACCAAUUCCAUCUGUGAAUUAAGCCUCAAUAUCAGUCAGAAGUAGUAUAUCAGACAUAAUUUCGGGUUGAUAUGAAUGACUUCCUUUGGAUUAUCUCUUUUCAGUCUAAUUUAGUGUUUGCCAGUAGCAGGAACAUUUGAAUUUGUGAGUAAUAAACCACAUGAUUUCUAUACUAUUGGGAAUACAUAGUAGAUUUCUGCUUUUGUUUUUGGAAUUUUGGAAAUGAACCUGUAAUAGGUGUUACUUUUAUUCUCUGCUUAAAAUUUAACAAUUAUUAAGAGGUUUUAAGGAAAUUCCCAUGUGACAAAAUUAAUUUGCCUUUUUCGAUUGCUGAAUUUCCUUAGAAUUCUGAUGCCCGACAAGGUUCCGCACUUGUAUAUUUACACCUUUUUCUCCAAGGGAUGACACAGUAAUUAUACUGUGCUUGUUAUCUAUCUUUUUAUAAUUUGUGAAGUUAAAGAUGUAGUUUCUCUUUUGUUAAGCCCUCUGGAUAUCAAUAAAUGUGACGGUACCCUAGAUCUACCUAAAGUAAUAAUAAUAAUAAUAAUAAUAAUAAUAAUAAUAAUAAUAAUAAUAAUAAUAAUAAUAAUAAUAAUAAUAAUAAUAAUAAUAAUAAUAAUAAUAAUAAUAAUAAUAAUAAUAAUAAUAUUUAUGGGAUGUAAAUAUUGUUGAACAUAUUGUAUGUGCUACAAACUAGUACUUAAAGAUGGAUGACAUUCAUCUCCUCAUGUUAUGGUAUACAUUUCUAUAUUUUCUACACAUCGUCUGGUCGUCAUAUUUAGCUGAGUGUUAUAAUAAUUAUUCGUGUUUAGAACAUUGGAAGAUACUGAUUAUUUCUGCAUAUUGCAAGACAUAAUUUGUUAUAGGAUAGUGAAAGGUAAUUAUUUUUGGACAAAGCAAGGUGCUGCUUGUUUUAGGAGAAUGAAAGAUGUAAUUUGUUACAGGAGAUGGAAAGAUGUUCGUUUUAGGUUUGUGAAAUAUGUGAGGUUACCUUACGAAUGUGGCAAUGACUGUACAUUUAGUGUAUUCUUGAAGACGCAUCUUACUCGAGAUAUACUUUUAUGAUGUGUUGUUCUGUUUGUUUAAUAAUAUUGAACAAAAAGGCCUCUUCGUACCCCACAAUGUUCUUCAGUGAUUUUUUAAUAUUUCAAUUGUUGCUGUUUGUUGAGCAGAAGUCCGCAUCAUACCUGGCUCUUGUGGUCAUGGUAAUUUUGGUGCUAGAUAACUAUCAAUCUAUCCUUGCGUUGUGGUAGGUCAAGCGAAGCUUAUGGUGAAAAUUACGUCUGCAGAAGAAAGCUAAUGAAUGCAAGAAUUAUUUGGAAUUACUUCAAUUAUUUUCCAAUGUAAUGCUAACUUUCUCUGUAAAACAGGCAAUUCCUGUCAGACAAUUGUCUUGUUUUAGUAUAUUAUUGCAUGCAUGCAUGAUUGCAAAUCCUUGUUGUAUGCAUAUACAGUACGUACAUACCCUUGCAGAUUCUUUGUUUUGUGUGUGUGUGUGUGUGUGUGUGUGUGUUGUGUAUGGGAGAGAUAGAGAGAAAGAGAGAAAAAAAAUUGGAGAGAGAAAAAAUUGGAGAGAAUGCAAGUGGGGGAAUAUUUUUAGCAAAGAAAAUGGGAGAUGGUCUUCAUGUUCGGCUUCUUAGUAGAUUCACUCACCAGAUCCGUCAAGUCAGUGUAUAAAUCAUACAUGUGUACGUAUAGAUUUCAAAGUUCAUUCCUUGAAGUAAAAUACAUUAAUGUACAUAUCAAGAAUUCACUCAUCUUCAAAAAACCUGAUAAGGGUUUGUAUUAAAAGUACGCCAGUGUCUUUUAGCAUUACGGGAAGUGAUGUGUGUUGAAAAUGUACUUAUGUCUUUAAUGGAACUGCCUAGGGUGUAUUUAGGAAAUACACUUGUGCCUUAAUCAUCAUUGACAGGUGUGCAUAUCAGAGUACAUUUGUUCUGUGAAGAAAUUACUUUGGAUGUGUUAUGUGUGUAUCAGUAAUACUCCCAUUAUUAAUGGAACAGGUAGUUGUGUAUGUUGAAAAUACACUUCUAUUUUUAACUGAACUGUUAUACAUGGUGCUUUCCUUGUCAUUUUUUUUAUUGUUAUACAGCCAAAGAAAAACAUUGGAUAUAAGAGGCUUGUGCUGUUUUGGUGCUUCAAGAACAGUGACCAUUUACAGAUUGUAUCCUGCUUGGGGAACAUGAAAUAUUUCUGUUCAGGGAAAUCUUGUAACUUUCAGAGUGGGCUUCAAACAGUAUGCGAGUGGCUCUGUCCACCUGCAAUUAUAUUCCGUACAAAUAAUACCUAGUGAUGCGUACAAUUGUGGCAGUGGACCACAGUGGUGUAAGUAAAAUAUGGCCAUAUUUUAUAUAUUUUAUAGUUAAGGUUAUUUGGAGUUUUAUGAAACCAAAGUGACUGAAUGAAAUCUAUAUAAAAGACUGUAAUUAUGACUAUUUCAUUGUUCAAUAUUUUGAAAAUAAAUUAAAUGAUUAAACAA
Messenger RNA from Macrobrachium nipponense, 9269 nucleotides. Its product is annotated as vascular endothelial growth factor receptor 1-like. Lineage: Eukaryota; Metazoa; Arthropoda; Malacostraca; Decapoda; Palaemonidae. Gene Ontology annotation, biological process: protein phosphorylation; multicellular organism development; positive regulation of kinase activity. The record is from RefSeq and is a predicted model, not a curated record. Gene Ontology annotation, cellular component: signaling receptor complex; plasma membrane. Gene Ontology annotation, molecular function: transmembrane receptor protein tyrosine kinase activity; ATP binding. The transcript is spliced from 28 exons. Bases 663 to 5255 code for a protein of 1530 amino acids.